This is a messenger RNA of Panicum virgatum (switchgrass), 831 nucleotides long. RefSeq names its product disease resistance protein Pik-2-like. NCBI's taxonomy places the organism in Eukaryota, Viridiplantae, Streptophyta, Magnoliopsida, Poales, Poaceae. The coding region runs from base 1 to 831 and encodes 276 amino acids. The record is from RefSeq and is a predicted model, not a curated record. Gene Ontology annotation, molecular function: ADP binding. The transcript is spliced from 3 exons.
AUGGUUGGGGAGACAGCAAGUGCUCUGAUAGGGGUGAUGAACCCCCUCCUCGGCAGGCUCGGCAGCAUGUUGGAGAGGGAGGAUGCCAACAUCCAAGGUGUGCAUCGGCAGAUCCUCUUUCUGCGGGAUGAACUAAGCAGCAUGACCACCGCCCUGGAGAUGGUGUCGGAGUCGGAGGAAGCAAAGUCGCAAGUAAAGGAGUGGAUGGGCCAGUUGAGGGAGCUAUCCUAUGAUGUUGAGGAUUGCAUUGACAUCUUCAUGCACCACCUUGGCCGUGCUGCAACCUGCAAUGGGUUCAUCCAGAAGAUCAUAAGCAAGGUCAUCACUCUGAAAGCACAUUAUCAUAUCAGUAUUCAGAUUAAUGAGCUGAAGGAACGUGUGAUAGAGGUUAAUGAUCGGCGCAAAAGGUAUAAGAUUGAUCCAUCCACUUUACUCCCAAAGUCCGUGGCAAUUGAUCCCAGGUUACCUGCGCUCUUUGAGGAGGCAGAUAGACUUGUGGGUAUAGAUGGCCAAAUGGACAAACUUGUCCAAUGGCUCACCAAUAGCAUUAGUUCGCACACACAGCGUAUGGUUGUUUCAAUUGUUGGAUUUGGGGGAUUAGGCAAGACAACACUUGCUAAUCAGGUCUUCCAGAAGUUUCUUAAGAGUAGCCCGAUUGCAGAAGAUCAAACUCAAGACAUUGCAAGGGUGCAGGAAAAUCUUUAUCUCAAAACAAGUGAAUAUCCACAGCUUGUGAAAAUGAGUAGGGACUAUCUUCAUAAUAAAAGGGACAGAGGUCUCCGCCUCAAGGAAAAUUCGAGUUUCUGGCUCAGCUCCUUUCUCUUUGUGUAA